Impatiens glandulifera is the source of this 1590-nucleotide messenger RNA. RefSeq names its product probable protein phosphatase 2C 23. Lineage: Eukaryota; Viridiplantae; Streptophyta; Magnoliopsida; Ericales; Balsaminaceae. Gene Ontology annotation, molecular function: protein serine/threonine phosphatase activity. Bases 1 to 1590 code for a protein of 529 amino acids. The transcript is spliced from 5 exons. Gene Ontology annotation, biological process: protein dephosphorylation. The record is from RefSeq and is a predicted model, not a curated record.
AUGGGUAAUAGAAUUGGGAGGCUGAAGCUCUGUUUUACUUGCGAUUACUCCGGCGAUAACUCACUCCGGCGACAAGAAAUCUCAGUCUGCUCUCAAGAACUCCUAGAAAGCGACGAUGAGUAUUCCUUCUUCUACCCACCACAAGAAUCACCUGAUGGCGCCGCCGCCGCCGCCGCAGAAGAAUUUCAGUUUAAAAACAUCACCUUUGCAUCCAUCUCCGGCGCUACUGUAAGUGCGAAUGCUUUCACUUCUUCCGUUUAUACACCUCCGAUCAGUGUCUACCCUAGCUCUUCUUCCUGUGAGAGCUCGGAUUCUUUAGCUGAUGUUCCUUUCCAGCCGAUUAAUCGCCGUCAUUCUUUCCAUUCUGGCCGGGUAAGUGAAGAUUCCGGCGCUGUCUCCGUCAUGGGUUUAGUUGAAAGAGGGUUUCUUUCAGGUCCUCUUCCUUCUUUGGACCCAUUUGACAUUCUUUCUGAACCCAUACCCAAGAAACGAUCUUUAAUUGGAGAUAUAAAGAAGACGAUCGCGAAUUCCAUCAUUCUUCCGAUUAGAGCAGAAAAGAAAUCAGAUUGGGAUGAUGAGAGCUUCAAUGGGAAAAUUGAUGAUACGUUUUUGGGAAAAGCUGGUGAGGAUCGGGUUCAUGUAGUAGUCUCUGAGGAAAACAAAUGGGCUUUCGUUGGAAUCUAUGAUGGAUUCAAUGGUCCUGAUGCAACUGAUUUCCUUCACAACAAUCUUUACUCUAAUGUUUAUAAGGAGAUCAAGUGGCUAUUGAAUUCGAGUAAUGAUCCAAAGGUGGAUGUUAAAUCGAAGAAUGUUCUAAAGUCUCUUUCGGAGGGAUUAAGGAAGACUGAAUCUACAUUCUUUCAGAUAUCUGAUAUGAUGUUGAAAGAACAUCCAGAGCUUUGUCUUAUGGGUUCUUGUGUUUUGGUUAUGGUGAUGAAAUCAGAAGAUAUUUAUCUAAUGAACGUGGGUGAUAGUAGGGCUGUUCUUGCACGUGAUGAACGCGAAAAAAUGAAUCUUGAUGAUGAUUUUAAUUUAUCUGCUAUUCAGAUGACUAUGGAUCAUAAUACUUCUGUUGAAGAGGAAGUGAAGAGGAUUAAGGAAGAACACAAAGAUGAUGCAUUUGUCAUAUUGAAGGGUAGAGUAAAAGGUUCUUUAAAGAUUACUAGAGCAUUUGGUGCUGGAUUUCUCAAGAAGCCAAAAUGGAACAAUGCACUUAUAGAGCCAUUUAGAAAAGAGUAUAUUGGGAGCUCUCCUUACAUCAAUUGCAUGCCAAAUCUCAUCCAUCAUAAACUUUGUUCAAGAGACAAAUUCUUGAUCCUUUCAUCAGAUGGACUCUACCAAUACUUCACUAAUGAAGAUGCCGUCAAUGAAGUCGGGAAGUUCUUAUCUUCAUUUCCCGAUGGAGAUCCUGCCCGACAUCUCGUUCAACAAGUGCUCCAAAGGGCUGCAACAAAAGCUGGUAUGAAGCUGCAUGAGUUGCUUGAUAUCCCGCAAGGUGAUGGCUUGGAUGGUUUUCGUCGCAAGUAUCAUGACGAUGUGUCGGUUAUAGUCAUCUCGUUUCAAGGAAUGAUUUGGAAAUCCGCCAUUUAA